AUGUCCAACGUUGUGUAUACGGUCUAUCGCGACACGUUCAUUCAUCUGACACGGCUUCCUGAGGGCCCAUCUCGAUCUAAACCACAGCUAGUUCGCAAUUGUGGUGCACUUUGGGUAUCCACAGAAGACGGCCGGAUCAAGGGUCUUGAUUGGAGUGCUGGAGAUGAAGAAUCGUUCGGCGCAUUGAUGGCCCGCAAUGGCUGGAUAGAUAUCAAUGCGGAUACACAGACACCUGGAGCAGGGGGUAUGAAGGUGCAGGUUGUGAAAGCGGAUGAAGCAAGAAACGAAUUCUUCUUCCCUGGGUUCAUCGAUACCCACAUCCACGCUCCUCAAUAUCCCAACGCCGGUCUCUUCGGCUCAACGACUCUACUUGACUGGCUAGAAGCCUAUACCUUCCCCGUGGAAUCAGCCUUCGGUAAAACAAAUACAACCCCAACCAAUGAUCCCAAAGAUACACCCCCAUCCGCUCUACGAAUCUACGACCAAGUAAUCGCGCGCACUCUCUCUCAUGGCACAACCUGCGCCUCCUACUUCGCAACCGUGCACGUCCCAGCAACGAAUGCUCUCGCCGCUCUAUGCCACAAACGGGGUCAACGAGCCUUCAUAGGACGCGUCUGCAUGGAUAACCCAUCCUUCUGUCCAGAAUACUACCGGGACGCAACAGCCGAGGAAUCACUCACAUCCACAAAAUCGGUAAUCGAAUAUAUUCACACACUCGAUCCAAAGGGCCAUCUUAUAAAACCAAUCAUCACACCUCGAUUCGUGCCAACCUGUACCAGACCCGCACUGGAAAGCCUCGGAUCCCUGGCUGCGAGUUACGAACCCCCGUUACAUAUCCAAACCCACAUCUCCGAGAACCUCAACGAAGUGGCCCUCGUUGAAAAAUUGUUCCCUGGUGUAAGUUACGCAGGUGUUUACGAUAAAUAUAGCCUCCUUACAAAGCGCACGAUCCUCGCGCACGCGGUUCAUCUCUCAUCUUCAGAGCGCGCGCUUAUUCGAGCUCGCGAUGCGAAGAUCUCACAUUGUCCCGCUUCGAACUCUGCGCUCGGAUCGGGUAUUGCGCCCGUGCGAACCUUUCUAGAUGAGGGUUUGACAGUUGGAUUGGGGACUGAUGUAAGUGGAGGGUAUAGUCCUAGUAUUCUUGAAGCGGCGAGACAAGCUUGUCUUGCGUCGAGGUUACUAGGACAUACUGCUUCCUUUUCAGACCAGAAGAAUGAGGAAUGUGAGGCUGGGAGAGAGAAGCUUUCUGUGGAAGAGAGCUUGUACCUCGCUACUAGAGGAGGCGCGGCUGUUAUUGAUAUGGCGGAUGAGCUUGGUGGAUUUGAGGAGGGGAUGAUCUUCGAUGCGCAGCUUAUUCAAUUGGGAUCGGUUGCUGCGGUUGAAGGGUUACUUGAGGGUACUGGAAAUGUGCUGGUGGAUGGACCAGUUGGCAAUGUUGACUUAUUCGGCACAGAGACUUGGGAAGAGAAGAUCCAGAAGUGGGUUUGGAGUGGUGAUGACCGCAAUGUCAAGGCAGUUUGGGUUGCAGGGCGUUUAGUGCAUCGGAGGGCUUAG
Penicillium malachiteum is the source of this 1554-nucleotide messenger RNA. RefSeq lists its product as uncharacterized. The coding region runs from base 1 to 1554 and encodes 517 amino acids. Gene Ontology annotation, biological process: guanine metabolic process. The record is from RefSeq and is a predicted model, not a curated record. Gene Ontology annotation, cellular component: cytosol. The transcript is spliced from 2 exons. Gene Ontology annotation, molecular function: guanine deaminase activity; zinc ion binding. Lineage: Eukaryota; Fungi; Ascomycota; Eurotiomycetes; Eurotiales; Aspergillaceae.